CAAUGGAAAAUGCAUAAAUAGAAUAUUGAAAUGUGAUGGUGUAGUUGACUGUGGUGAUGGAACAGAUGAAACCAAGUGCCAAAAAACGCCUAGACCGGUUCUAUUAUACACCAAUCGCAGAACUAUUUACCGACAAUUCCUGGACUCCAGCAUGUUCAGUGAAGUUGUCACAGGCCAACAAGGAAUAGUUGCCUUGGACUAUGACCACAAGACAAGCACGGUAUACUGGACAGAUAUCUCCACAGAAACGAUCAACAGUGCUUCUUUAACUAAUAAAAACCAACAGUACAAGGUGAUAAUCAACGAAUCACUGGUUAAUCCUGAAGGGCUGAGUGUUGAUUGGAUAAAUAGAAAGCUCUACUGGACUAAUUCAGGCUCUAAUGUUAUCGAGGUGGCUGAUUUGGAUGGUAGAAACAGGUUGACUCUCAUACAAGCCGGACUGGAGGAUAAGUUAAGAGGUAUUGCAGUGUAUCCUGACACUGGUUAUAUGUUUUGGACCAACUGGGGCCAGUCACCAACUAUAGAAAAAUGUGGCAUGGACGGGGAUCCCAGUACCAGAACGCCUAUCGUUACUAAUCACCUCCGAUUUCCAAACGGUCUUACCAUUGACUACACUAAAAGAAGGAUCAUAUGGGUCGAUGCUGGGUUAGAUAGGAUAGAGUCUGCUGAUUUGAAUGGAAAUCAGAGAAGGGUCAUCACCAGGUACCAUAGCAGGCAUCCUUUUGCUGUUUCUGCCUUCAAAGAUCGAGUUUAUUGGAGUGAUUGGCAGAGAAAUGGGAUUUAUAUGGUCCGCAGGAUAACAAGUAGUAUAACUGGUCCAUUAAGGACCGUAAGGAGGUCAAUCGGUUUACCAAUGGGAGUACGUGUUUACAGUCCAUUAUUACAACUAAGAAAAGGAAUGAACCCUUGUGGCAGCAAUAAUGGUGGAUGUAGUCAUAUUUGUCUUCUUGCACCAAGACCCAAGACUCAUACUUGCCACUGUCCUGCAGCAGCAACUCUGACACUAGAUGGAAAAACUUGCAAGAACAUCUGAUUGAAUCUAAAACGUAUAUUGUCAUCAUAACGGCUAUUUCAAUAAACCUAGUUAUCAUUAAUACUAGAA
Messenger RNA from Exaiptasia diaphana, 1102 nucleotides. RefSeq names its product low-density lipoprotein receptor-related protein 4. Lineage: Eukaryota; Metazoa; Cnidaria; Anthozoa; Actiniaria; Aiptasiidae. The coding region runs from base 152 to 1033 and encodes 293 amino acids. The transcript has 4 exons. The record is from RefSeq and is a predicted model, not a curated record.